AUGAUGACUCAUCAAUCAAUGGAAUCCUACGAAGCUGAAAGUUCAAGUGAUGAUGAUGACGCUGUAAAUAUGAAUGUCAGUGAAUUGAACGAAGAAGAACAAAAUGUUCUUAUGGAUAGUGGUAUUAUAGCUGAGUUAGAUAACAAUGAUGAUGAAUUACCAUAUGUGGAUGAGGACACAACUGAUCCUGAAUCAAUAGAUGAAGAUAAAAAUCAUGUUUUGUAUUCCUUGCUAUUCUAG
Messenger RNA from Adineta ricciae, 240 nucleotides. Lineage: Eukaryota; Metazoa; Rotifera; Eurotatoria; Adinetida; Adinetidae. The record is from the annotation of a GenBank genome assembly.